This is a messenger RNA of Salvelinus sp. IW2-2015, 3536 nucleotides long. Its product is annotated as protein ABHD15. Lineage: Eukaryota; Metazoa; Chordata; Actinopteri; Salmoniformes; Salmonidae. The record is from RefSeq and is a predicted model, not a curated record. Gene Ontology annotation, molecular function: short-chain carboxylesterase activity; monoacylglycerol lipase activity.
GAGUUCUAGACCUGGACAUUGUGGAGUUCUAGACCUGGACAUUGUGGAGUUCUAGAACUGGACAUUGUGGAGUUCUAGACCUGGACAUUGUAGAGUUCUAGACCUGGACAUUGUAGAGUUCUAGACCUGGACAUUGUAGAGUUCUAGACCUGGACAUUGUAGAGUUCUAGACCUGGUUCUAAACACGGUAACAAUGGCCACUGACCAGGAUCUCGUCUCCUCCUGUGAGUGGGAGUGUGACAGGGUGUCGUACCUCCUGCCCUCCCUGCUGCUGUUCCUGCUCUACCUGGCUCUCCGCUGGCCCCCGGUACAGCGAAUGGCGAGGCUGGGGGUGAAGGCUGCCGCCUGGGGGCUGUGGAUGGCACUGUGCUGGGUCCUAGAGCUCCCCAUCCACCGCCCUGACACAGAGCCAGGCUGGGGCAAGGAGAGGGGAGGAACACAGGGGCAUGGAUCAUCCCCAGGCCUUGCCAUAGGACCGUCACCAGAGAAAAGCUGGGGUAGGGAGAGGGGAAUGGGCCUUGGCUUGGGAUCACAUCCAGCCCUCUCCCCAGCCCCAGGACCCACUCUAGCCUGUAAGCCCACAGCCCUGGCCCGGUUCCUGCUCCAGCACUGCUGUUCCCUGGCCAGACCCAGACUGGCCUCGUGGCCCAGGGGGGACCCCCACCUCCAGACACUCUCAGGUUUGCUAUUGGGGGGCCUGACUGCAGGAGACCAGGGACAAGAGGAGGUCAACUUUACCCGAGACCACCUUCUACUGAAGGACGGGGGGGUAGUGGCUUUGGACUGGGCUGUAGGCGUAAGUGGGAGAGAGGCUGUGGGACGGGAGAGAGGGAAGGAGCACCAUCCUGGGGGAAAGGCAUUGGGCUGCCACACCUCCACGCCUCCAAUCCUCCUCCUCAUCCCUCACUACUGGGGAGGGGUGACGCCCCACCUGAGGGGUCUGUGUAGAAUGGCUCUUCGUCAGGGUUUCUAUGCCCUCGUGUUUCACCGUAGGGGCACGGGGGGGUGCCCUCUCACCACGCCACGGCUGACUGAGUAUGGAGACUCUGCUGACCUGGUGCAGACAGUAGCGUAUGUGCGUAGCCGGCACCCGUCCUCUGUGCUGGUAGCGGUGAGCGAGGGUUCUGGUUCGGGCCUGCUGCUGUCCUACUUGGGAGAGUGUGGCUCCUCCUCUUACCUGACGGCUGCAGCCUGCAUCUCACCUGUCCUGCAGGGCCAGCUGUGGUUUGACACGCCCCUGCCGCCACUCUACCGCUGGGCAGUGCUGGUCCAACGCAAACUGCAACUCAGCAGGUAUGCCAGUGCCCUUAGUGGGGUGUUAGAUGUAGACAGGGCUCUCCACUGUUCCUCCCUCAGAGACUUUGAAGAGACCCUGUUCUGCUCUGCACUGCGACCCGACAUCCCCCACCACCCAACCAGUCACACACCGACCCCAGGGGCCAGAACUGCCAGCGCGACACCAACCACCAAACCAGGGGCUGCUGUACCCCCCCUGAACACCCCCCAUCUGACGGGACCCCACAACACCAAACUGGAGGCCAUGUCCGGGGCCAAAACCGUCUCCCCCACCCAUGCCUCUACUCCCAAGGUUCCAACCACCAGAGCAGGGGACACACCACCCCACCAACACACCCCACACCACUCAACAGGACCCCUCCAGCCUGGGGCCCCAGCCUCCACCUCUGGAGCCAGAUCAGGUGCCACAGGGGCCACUGCUCCCCCACCCUCCCUUAGGGGAGCUGGGUUAGCAGGGGCAUCAGGGGUAGGUGGGGUGGCAGCCUGGGUGCUGGGGGAGCGGGGUCAUCCUGCCAGGGACUGGGAGAGUUACUGGGAGAGGAACGAACCUCUGAGGGACGCAGACGAGGUGGCGGUUCCCGUGCUCUGCCUCUGUAGCCGUGACGACCCCCUCCUGCCGCCCCCCUCCACCCUGCCCCUCGCCCUUUUCCAAAACAACCCUUAUUUCUUGCUGGCGCUGACGGAGACGGGCGGGCACUGUGGGUUUGGACUGGAGGAGGGAGGACAGGGGGAGGGAGAGGUGGGAGGUAACUGGAGUAACGUGUCUGUGUUGGAGUACUUCAGGGUGGUGGCUGAGUUUCUGAAGGGGGAGGAGAGGAAGGGGAUGAGGUGGGGGGGUGUAGGAGGGGCACGGGCAGCGGGGGGCAGAGGGGCAGUACCAUGCUACCCCCCCCGGAGGAAGAGGGAGUCCAUGAUGAAGAGAGAGAGACCCAGCACACAGUCACACACACAGGAACACCUCAAUGAUGGAUGGGGAGGAGGAAGAGGAGGGGAGGAGGGACAGUUUACCUGGCAGAGGUCCUACACUCGCUGAGAAAGGAGGAGAGGAUGUAGAGAAGGUGGAAGAGGAGGAGUGAAAUAGGAGACACCCCAGAGAGCACUGAUGAAAGAGAGAAAAUGCGGAAGAUGAGGGGAGACCAGGGAGGAAGAAAAAAAUAAAAUAAAUUAGCAAAUUUUUUAAAGAUGCGAUUCAAUCCGAUCAGAGGUAGAUCCGCAUUAUAGCAAGCUUGACAUUUAAAGGUAAUUUCCGAUUGAGCUGACGUAUGCAGUGUUUACCGUGAAUGGGGUCUCCGCGAAUGCGGGAAAGUUGCCUUUUGAAAUUUGCAUAGCUGACGAAGCGCGAUCAAAUUGAAUCCUCUCGCCCUCCCUAGAUGUGACUGAGGUUUGGACCGCAGGAGGUUGGUGGCACCUUAAUUGGGGAGGACGGGCUCGUGGUAAUGGCUGGAGCGGGAAAUGGUAUUAAAUACCUCAAACGUGUGGUUUCCAUGGUUUCCAGGUGUUUGAUGCCAUUCCAUUCGCGCCGUUCCGGUCAUUAUUAUGAGCCGUCCUCCCCUCUACAGCCUUCCCUGAUUUUGGACACGUUCUGUUCUACAAUGGAAAAAUUUGAUGAUCAACCAAAGUUGAAAGAGCACAUUGAAUCUGAAUGUCCAUUAAUCUGGAAACCCAGAACCAAGUCGUGUGUGUGUUGGCCAGCUACUUGGAGAACAGUCUGUUUUAUUGAAUGGGUUAUUGAGUGUUCUCCUCAUGAGUCAGUGUUACUCAGAACAGGAGAUGUGGUGUGCAUCCCAUUUGGCACUCUAUUCCCUAUGUAGUGCACUACUUUGGACCAAGGUGAUAUAUUCCUUUAUAGAGAAUAUGGUGCCAUUUGGGAUGCAGAUGGGGACUUCAGUCAUAGCAGGAGGGAGGGGGGGGUAAGAGGGGUGUGAGGUACAUGUCACUUUCAGGACCCAGCCUACCAAAAACAAUUAAUGUAUUGAUCUAACAGGCACUCUGUGAGCUUAGCUUUCAAUACGGAAAGACGGGACUGGGAAUGAUUCUAGCAUAGAUAUAGACAUAGAAUGGGUGGUAGAACUUAUCUUGCUCUUUAAUUCUAGAACAGACAGAGCACUUCAUUGUUUAUGACAAAGCCUCUGACAGAAAUGUGAUUCUGACAGAAGCAUAGUCCAGCGUCUUUAAAAUGGGAAUUUCAGUUCUAUGGUUUUGUAUUUCUGUAAAUAUAUUAAAGCUACAAUUCAGUAGUA